Filobasidium floriforme is the source of this 1466-nucleotide messenger RNA. Its product is annotated as WD40-repeat-containing domain protein. Gene Ontology annotation, cellular component: catalytic step 2 spliceosome. The record is from RefSeq and is a predicted model, not a curated record. The transcript has 6 exons. The coding region runs from base 110 to 1273 and encodes 387 amino acids. NCBI's taxonomy places the organism in Eukaryota, Fungi, Basidiomycota, Tremellomycetes, Filobasidiales, Filobasidiaceae. Gene Ontology annotation, molecular function: RNA binding; protein binding.
ACGUCUAUCUUAUUGUCACCACCUCGUUACCUACCUCAUAUACCCAGAGGCUCCCUGCUACUCCCCACAGUCUCAUAGCCAGAUAGAACACCCUCAGAUCGAUCCCGAGAUGUCCGUCCGAAAAUCCCCGCCCCCACCGACCUCGCAACAAGGAGCGCUCACCAAACGCGCUCGGGUCGAUGAUGACGACCAGGAGGAGGACGGUAACGACGGUGGGAUGACCAUGACCGUAGCUUCGUCCGGUGUGGCAGGUGGCAAGGGUGCCUUGGUCAGGUCGGUGAAGAGGACGAGCGGGUUGGCGGCGCCCAUCGUCAGCCUGGGAGGGGCUCAUCGAGGCGAGAUCAUCGCUUGCAAGUUUGACAAGACGGGGGAGAGGAUCGCAGCGGCCUCAGCAGAUCGAUGUGUCUCGCUCUGGCAAACCUACCCUCCACACGAGAACAACGGCUACCUCCCCAACAUCCACAAACAAGCCAUAACCGACCUCUCCUUCUCCCCCUCUGACCCUUCUCUCCUGUAUACAACCUCCGCUGAUGGGACCCUCCUCCUAACCUCCCUCUCCUCGGGUCAAAAACUGGGUAAAUUCUCUGCACACUACGGACCCGUCAAUUCCCUCUCUGUCACCAACUCCACAGCUUCUGGGAAAGAUCUCUGUUUGACCGGAGGAGAUGAUGGAGUAGCUAGGGUUUGGGACCCGGUAGCCCUGAUUGAGGAUGGGGAAAAGACGCCGGUAGCGGAGUUGGACGAUGGGUUGGGAGGGUGCGUGACGGCCGUCGAGUGGGGGAAGGAUGGGGGGGUUUGUUACGUUGGGGGGAUCGAUAAUGAGAUCAAGGUUUGGGAUUUGCGUAAAGAAGAGAUCUUGUACACGCUCAAGGGUCAUACCGAUACCAUCGCCUCCCUCGCCCUCUCUCCAUCGGGGCACCACCUCCUCUCCUACUCCCUCGAUUCCACCCUGAUGAUCCACGACGUCCGACCCUUCUCCUCCGACCCCACCCGGGUCUAUCGGACGCUCACAGGCGCACCCUCGGGGUUCGAACAGAUGUUGAUCAAGUGUCAAUGGAGCCAGACGGACGGAGGAGCCCGAGUGGCCUGUGGCGGGGGGGAUAGGACGGUCACUGUCUGGGAGGUGGAGAGCGGGAAGAUCUUGUACAAGUUGGGCGGACACAAGGGGUCUGUCGGGGCGGUGGAUUGGCAUCCGAGGGAACCGAUCAUAUUGACCGGUGGAAAGGACGGACAAAUGUUGCUCGGAGAGAUUGACGCCGAAAAUCGGUCGUAAACGCCCGGCUCUCGAUAAAAGAGAUCGGCAACGGCCUACGAACAGGUCUGUUCUGUUAUAUGGAGAGAAAGGGGAUGUAAUAGAUUCGCAACUCGCGCUCGCGCUCGCGAGUCAUCAAAAGAUUCGAUGAUGUAUUAACUCGGUAUUUGGUCUGCUAAGGCGUGUUUUAUGAAGAGGAGCGUUCAGCCUCGGG